GUACCAUCGUCUUCUGAUCGGCAGUAUAGAAUUGAACGCAGAGCGGUGAACACAGCGUUCGAUAAAAAAAAAAAUACGUUCCAUUUUCGAACAAGUUACAGCGCGGCUUAUUUCGAAAAUUCUUUUAUAAUUAUUUCUUUUUCGGCAAACGUUCAGUGUUUUAGUACUGUACCAUUAUUGUGUGAUAAAACCGGCUCUCUUGAUUGUGUGAGUGAUACAAAAGUAAAAGGAGGUGAAACUUUUGCGAUUUCGACAAAAUGGCUGCCAACUAGUAAGUAGAGUUGUCACAAGAUGGCGGCGCGUCCGGCCGCGGUGGUUGUGGAACGGGCGUGCAAACAUUAUGGACGUCCUAACAAGUCGGACCAUAAGCCGGUCCUAGUACACCUCAACAUGACAGUGGAAAGAGGAAUCAUAUAUGGACUCCUCGGACCGUCAGGAUGUGGGAAGACCACCUUGUUGUCUUGCAUCGUCGGGAGGCGGUCGCUCGACAGCGGUAAUAUCUGGGUGUUAGGAGGCAGACCCGGCGAGAAAGGCAGCGGUGUACCUGGCCCCAGGGUGGGAUACAUGCCACAGGACAUAGCUCUUGUGGGCGAAUUCACAGUUCGCGACGCGAUAUACUACUUCGGUAGGAUAUACGGCAUGAAGACUGAUAAACUCAAAGAGAGGUUCCAUUUCCUCUCCACUCUCUUGGAGCUGCCAAACGAAGGGAGACUGAUCAAGUCCCUCUCCGGGGGCCAGCAGAGGAGGGUGUCAUUAGCUGCUGCUUUGGUACACGAACCAGAACUCCUAAUACUGGAUGAACCAACUGUAGGCCUCGAUCCUGUAUUAAGAGAGAGAAUCUGGGAAUUCCUGUCGGAAUUAGCUAGAGCGGGCACCACAGUCAUCAUAACUACACAUUAUAUAGACGAAACGAAACAGGCACACAAGAUCGGUCUCCUCCGAGAUGGCCAGCUUUUAGCUGAAGAUUCACCAGAAGAGAUCCUUCGUAAGUUCGACUGUGACACUUUAGAAGAUGCCUUCCUCAAGCUAGCGUUACGCCAACAUCAGAUGCCUAGGCGGAGGCCCACUCUAACGGCAUCUCCAGAUGUGAUACCUGAAAGUAUGUCAAAUGAUGUAUGUUACCAGUCCAGAGACAGUUUUAAUAUCGUCACAAGUAGUACUGAUUCUGAUGAUAACAAUUUUUCAAAUAUUUCUCUACGCCGUAAACUAGACUUAAAGGCUACCAUUACAUUCCAGGUACUGACUAUUAAAGAGAGACCAAAAGACUGCAGCGGAAGAUCUAAAGGACGAGGUUUGGUGUUCUCCGUACUAUUCCCCAUCAUCCAGAUAGUGGCGUUCUUCUCAGCUGUCGGUCACGACCCUAGAGAUUUACGGCUAGCGGUCGUCAAUGAGGAGGCCGCGUUUUCACCACUGGGUCUAGAUAUAUGCAAGAAUAGUAGUCUGAAGCCUAUAGUCAGGAUAGAGGAAGAUGAUACGUGCGAGCAAUACAUGCUCAGUUGCUGGUUCCUAGAAGAAAUGGAAAAGAAAGGAUUGUAUCAGGCGAGUAUUACUAACAUUUUACCAUACAAUACUUCGGAGGAGGCAAAGUCUGCCGUGUCUACAGGGAAACUUUACGGAGCACUACGUUUCCACCGCAACUUUAGUUCAGCGUUAGCCGAACGAUUGCAUGACGGAGAUGUGCCGGAUGAUGUGCUGGAGGAAAAUCAUCAAAUCAGAAACUUCAUAAAGAGUCAACUAUAUAAGACUUACAGUGCUUUCACUAAAAGAUCUAUGAAAGCUUGUGGGAGAGUUGAAGACUUAGCACAGAUGCCAGUGCGUUUCGAAGAUCCAAUCUACGGGAGCAUGGAGGCACAAAUGAUGUGGUUUAUGGCACCAGGGGUUAUGAUCACGAUAAUCUUCUUCCUACCGGCGAUGGUAACGUCUACGCUGAUGAUAGGCGACAGACUAGAAGGAGUGUGGGAGCGCAGCGCUGUUGCCGGCGUGAAGCCGCGGGAAAUGUUGCACGUACACAUCGCACUUCAGGCGGCCGUCAUACUGCUACAGACGGCGGAGAUGAUGGCGCUCGCGUACGGCGGGUACGCGCUGCCGUCGCGCGGCUCGCUGGCGGCGUGCGCGCUGCUGCUGUUCCUGCAGGGCGUGUGCGGGAUGUGCUACGGGUUCCUGCUCUCCAUCUACUGCUCCAGCUACAGCAUGUCCUUCUUCGUCGUCACCGGCAGCUUCUACCCCAUGAUCUUAUUGUGUGGUAUCCUCUGGCCUCUAGAAGGCAUGUCAUUUGGGCUUCGAAUCAUCGCCUUGACACUGCCCUUCACGAUACCAUCGAAUUCCCUCAGAGACAUCAUGGAGAAGGGAGCGUCCAUCAGCGAACCUUCAGUCUACCACGGAUUCCUGGUCACUAUAGCUUGGACGAUCGUCACAUUAUCACUAUGUUCCUUAAGACUCAAAUUCAAGAAAACUUGA
This is a messenger RNA of Diatraea saccharalis (sugarcane borer), 2457 nucleotides long. The record is from the annotation of a GenBank genome assembly. Lineage: Eukaryota; Metazoa; Arthropoda; Insecta; Lepidoptera; Crambidae.